AUGCCUAAUAAAAUUAAUAAAACUUUAAAAUUAUUAUCUAUUGUAGAAUUAUCACAUUUAGAAAAACAUUUACAAGAAUUAGUAAAUAUAUCUUUCGAAUACUCUUCAAUUUUUCCAUUUAAUUACAAUUUAAAUAGCUUUAAAUUUACACCUUUGUAUAAUAUACAUAUAAGUACAAAAAAUAUACAUAAUUUUAAUUAUUUAUUAAAUUUAUACAUUGAAAAAGAUAAUUUUAUGUCUAUGUUGUUUUGUUUUACAAAAUUAAAAGCAAAACUUACAUUAAAUCAAUUAUUACAAAUUUUAACUAUUAAAGGAACUUCUUCUAUAACAGAAAAUUGUACUUAUUUAUUAAGUAACCUAUACUACGGACUAAAUUUAAAAGAUUUUAUUUAUUCUUCUUUUUCUGCUAGAAAUAGUAUAAUAGACAGCAGCCUUAAUACAGCAGAAUCUGGAUAUUUAACUAGAAGAUUAAUAGAAAGUUUAAGAAAUGUUUAUAUUAAAAAUCUUUAUUGUAAAACUUUAUACAAAUGUAUAAACUAUAAAAAAAACAAUAAACAAAUAAAUAUUCCUUUUUUAUGCUUAAAUAAUAAAUCUGUUUGUUUAAAAUGUUCCGAUUUAGAUUAUAAAGAUAUAAGUCUUUCUGGGUACUGUAAAGGUACUAUAAGUGCCCAAGCGUUAGGAGAGCCUAGUACUCAGAUGCUAUUAAGAACUUUUCACUUAGGAGAUAAGCCAGCUUUAAAUAGCCUCGCUACAGAAGUUAUGUAUGAUACAAGUUAUGUAGAAGCCGUAUUUGAACCUUUAAAAUUAGAUUAUUUUGCUAUAAUUAAUGUAAAUUAUAAUAAUUUAUCGGUUUCUAAUUUGUUAUUUAAUACUUAUUACUUACAUAAAAAUAAUAUUUUUAAUAUAGCUAGUACAAUGUGUUUUUCAUUUGCGUUUAUAAAUUGUAUAAAAAUUUUAAAUAAUGUUUGGUGCAUGAUAGAUUGUUAUAACAAAACUUUUAAUAAAAAUAUAACACCUGCAAAAUAUGUUAAAAAUCUUUUUAAAAUUAAAAAAUAUUUUUUAAUAUAA
Messenger RNA from Babesia bovis T2Bo, 1068 nucleotides. NCBI's taxonomy places the organism in Eukaryota, Apicomplexa, Aconoidasida, Piroplasmida, Babesiidae. The record is from the annotation of a RefSeq genome assembly.